This is a messenger RNA of Ostrea edulis (European flat oyster), 5066 nucleotides long. Its product is annotated as ceramide transfer protein-like. Gene Ontology annotation, biological process: ER to Golgi ceramide transport. Gene Ontology annotation, molecular function: phosphatidylinositol-4-phosphate binding. Gene Ontology annotation, cellular component: Golgi apparatus. The coding region runs from base 155 to 1948 and encodes 597 amino acids. The record is from RefSeq and is a predicted model, not a curated record. The transcript has 14 exons. NCBI's taxonomy places the organism in Eukaryota, Metazoa, Mollusca, Bivalvia, Ostreida, Ostreidae.
AGUUUUCUUUUAUAUGUGAUAACUUCCUGUAUGACAUAUGACAUCAUCACGUCGGUUUCUUGAGCAUAAACACCUACCUAUGUAGUUUUGGAGAAAUUUAAUAGUACUUUCAAAUAUGUGAAAUCAGAAAAGGUGUAUACUUUUCAUAUUGAUUAUGGCCGAAGAACGCACGGAUGUGCUUAGUCUCACGGACGACGAAGAAAACGAAGAUUCGGACUUCGAAUCUUCAUUGCCAGAGUUCCAAGACAGUCUGAGCAAAUGGACGAAUUAUUUACACGGUUGGCAAGAUCGAUUUAUCGUUCUAAAGGAUGGAACGCUCAGUUAUUAUAAAUCAGAAAAUGACACAUCGUAUGGAUGUAGAGGUGCUGUCAGUCUUUCGAAGGCAACAGUAACGCCCCACCAGUUUGAUGAUUGUCGAUUUGACGUGGGAGUUAAUGACAGUGUUUGGUAUCUGAGAGCCAAGGAUGAAGAGGAACGUCAGAAAUGGAUUAAUGCCAUUGAACUGCACAAGCAAGCUGAAUCGGGAUAUGGUAGUGAAAACAAUUUGCGUCGCCAUGGAUCUCUCAUGUCACUUACAUCAGCAUGUAGUCUGUCCACCACAUCCACUUCCUCUUUUAAAAGAGGGCGUGGUCUGUCAGAGAAGGUGGCAGAGAUGGAAACAUUCCGAGAUAUCCUGUGCCGUCAGAUCGACACACUACAGGGAUACUUUGACAGCUGUGCUUCUGCGGUAUCGCAUGGGGCUGUCCAAGAAUUACAUGAAGAUGACAUCGGGGAUCCAGACGACCCCCAUGACUCCUCAUGUGGAUCAGAUCAUCAAGGUCAAAUAUUCCAUAGUCCUAAGGGCAAAGAUUUAGCAUCAAUUUUACAACAACAUGGGGGCCAUGCAGUGGAUUUCAAAGGGGAAGCUCUGACAUUUAAGGCCACCACUAUGGGGAUUAUACACACCCUGACUCAUUGUAUUGAGCUGAUGGCACAGCGGGAGGAGGCUUGGAAGAAGCGGGUGGAAAAGGAGGUGGAACGAAGAAAGAAGUUUGAAGAGGCUUACAAGUCAGCAUCCUUAGAGAGAGGAAAGCAGAAACUCAUCAUAGGGGGCCCAGAUUUCGAGGAGGGUCCCAACUCCCAGAUGAAAGAGGAAGAAUUUUAUGAUGCUGUUGAUGCAGGAUUAGACAAAUUAGAUGAAAAGUAUAAUGAAAUGAUGACUGAGAAAGCUUCAACACCUGCUCACCCCAAGAUAGCUCUGAGUCCACAACAUCCAUUAUAUACUGAGAUUAAUCAGUUGGUGGAUAACCACCUUAAAAGGAUGGACGAGAAGACGGAGGGAGGCGAGGACACCUGGCAGGUGAUUGCAGAGGAACUAGACCUCAAGGUGUACAAACGAGAACUGGAGGUUGACGGUGUGGUCAUCGACCCUCUGAAAGCAUCUUACGUUGUCAAGGGAAUUACUGGCCAUGAAGUUUGUCAUUACUUUUGGAGCAUAGAUGUACGAUUGGAUUGGGAUGCCACCCUUGAGUCCAGUGUGUGUACUGAUUGGUUGGCAGAAGACACAUUCAUCAGUCACAAUGUCAUCAAGAGAGUGUGGCCAGCUUCACAGAGAGAUGCCCUCUUCUGGUCCCACGUUCGUCAUGUGACUGGGAAAAACGACGAGGAUCCAGACAGGUGGAUUGUGGUUAAUUAUUCAACAGAGGACACCAAAAUUCCUAACAAGUAUGUACGAGUGAAAAUGAAUGUCGCCAUGAUAUGUGAAACCAUCAUCGAUCCACCAGCAGACGGCAAUAUCAGUCGAGAUGACAUCAAGUGCAAAAUCAGCUACACUGCUGAGGUUAACCCUGGUGGCUGGGCUCCAGCAUCCGUUUUGAGAGCAGUGUACAAACGAGAGUAUCCCAAGUUCCUCAAACGAUUCACCGGCUAUGUCAAGGACACUGUCAAAGAUAAACCUAUCUUAUUCUGAAGUUGUGUUGUCACAUCAUAAUUGUGCCUUCUCAUCUAUUUCUGUGGAAAAAUUUUGUAGGUUUCUGUUCUAGGCAUUUUUACGUCCUGACCAGAAUGUUUUUUUUUGUUGUUUUGUUUUACGGUUUAAAAUUACUACUGUAUAAAUACACUGUAUUAAAUGAAAUUUUGUGUUUGUAUCAAUGGAAAGUAUUAAUUACUGCUGUGGAAUUUUUGAAAACCACACGAGGGACAGGCAAAUUCAAAUUGUAGCUGUGAAAGUGAAAAUUUUAAAGAUGCUGAGUUACUGAUGUGAAGAGUCCGUUACAAUUGUGAAUGUACAUAAUAUGCAAUAUUGCAUCUUCUAAAAAAAAAAAUACUUAUAUUCGUAUAAAUGUAAUUUUAUUGCAAGUUUUUGUUUUGUAAAUGUGUUAAAAAACCCAAACCAAACUAACACAAACAUGUUUUUUUUUGUAAUCUGUGGUAUUUAAAUCCUUUCUGUGAAAGGUGAUAUUUAGUGCAUUUGGGGCCAGGAAUAUGGGGAUAAAUUAAUCAUUUAUUUUUUCAUGCCCAGUGAAAUAAAAAAAUUAGGGCAUAUCUUUUUAUUCCAUGUUUGUCUAUAAUUUUAAACUCAGAAGUUUUGAACUAUGUGAAAUGCAGACUUCAUGUUUGGUAAAGGUCAAGGUUAUAAUUCAAGCUCACAGGGUAAAUAGGAAUUUACCAUGGUGGUGUGAUUCACACAUACAUUUUGUUUUAAAUGUACUUAAUUUCAGAGAAUAUCCUCAAUAUUGCCAUGGAUCAUUUCUUGAUAAAUAGGAUCUUAUUGCAUUGUACAGAGUACUCAGUGUUUUUAGAAUUCUGCAAAAUGUAGUUUUGAUUUCAUAGAUAUCAUUUAUGAUUGCAAAAUUCAUAACUCUUCUGAAAUUUUGUUGAAAUUCAUAUGAAAAUACUAAAAUAUGAUAAAAAUUUUUGAGACACAUGUACAUUUAUUAACAUAAAAUGUUAAAAAGGAUAUAAAGUAAAACUCAAAGAUUAUCAUUCCAGAUCUACAUUUACCAGGACAUGAGUGGAUGGUGCUUUAACUUGCAUGGAAGUGCACAUGUUUGCUUGCUACAUGAUGCUCUUGCCUUUAAGGGAUUUGUUUAUAAAAGAAGGGAACAUUUUCUACUUUAUUCAUAUUUAGAUAUUGAUAAACCUAUGUAUUAUCCUCUCAAAAAUGAAUUCAUUCUAGAUAUGAAAUUUUUUGUGUUCACACAUAUUCAUCAUUAUAAAGUUGUGUUGCACAAUUCAUUUAAACAUAGUACAGGAAUGAUCAUGAUCAUAGUGACAACAUUGAUAUGGACAGCCAGUAAGAUUUCCUUAUAGAUGUAAUAUCUUAUUAAAAGUUUAUUCUUUGUUAUACUGUAAAAUCACUAUAUAUUUUCAUGGAAGUGAUUUUUUUUAUUUGGACAUUUAGAUCAAGAAAAACUAAAUGCAUAGUCAUGUAGAGCAGGGAAGCCUCUACCAAAAUUGUAAUUUUCCUGAUCCAUUAGGCAGAGGUUCGGGACUAUAGGACAGGGUCAAACUUGGCAUAUAGUGUUUAUAUGUCAAACAUUUAAAUUACAUCUUUACUGCUAUUGAUACUAAAGUGAAACUAAGUAAAUUGUUAAUUUUAUGAUCCCAGUGGUAGGGGUUUUGGUUUUAGGGUUGGGCCAAAAUUAUUACAGUGAUUAUUGUCGUUAUCAUUUGUAAGACUUUCACUUUGAUUUUGCUGAUACUGUAUAAAAACUAAAUGCAUAUUUAGGAAAAGCAGAAAAGAAUGUACCAAAAUUGUAAGUUUUGCAGCUCCUGGGUUAUGACUCUAAGACAAGUCCAAAUUAGUCCAAGGUGUUAAUAUAACAUUUAUGAAAUUUUUCAUCAGUAUUGAUACUUUUGGGGGCAUUUGUGUUUUAUGAAAACAUCUUGUUUUAUUCUGCUGAAUACUAGAAUUAAGCUUAGAUAUGCAGAACAGGAAAAUUAUUAGAUUCCGUAGCCCUUGGAGCAAGUGAUACUUUUAACUAAUGCUCAGGUGACUGAUGAGGUCUGUGGGCUUCAUGUUGAAUUUAUUCUCAUGAUAUGAACUCAAAUUCUUCACAAGCCCAAUUAGUGAACUACCAUGUUGAUAAUGAACAGCCCAUCAACAAGGAAAUUGGCACCCCAAGAACAUGCUCUCUUUUUUUUAAACCACAGAAUUUUGACUCUGUGAAAAUAUGUGAUUUUACAGUAAAAAGAAAUUCACAACCAUUGUUUUUUCACAUUCCCAUUUCACUAUACAAGCAUGUUAACUUUUUAAUGGGCAUAUUGAGAGUCAGAACAUGUUGCACUUGGACAUGAAAUUUUGCACUUUGCAGCUGGUUUUGUGAAAUCCUAGGAAACUAUACAUGUAUGUUUCUUGAGAAGAUCAUCAUUUCCUCUUGUAGGCUUGCUUUGUUUUUUAUUACUCUGUUGUUGUGAUUGGAAAACUAGUCAGAUAAAAUCUGGACUAAUACUAGAAAUAAAUUCAGAAUUGCACAGGUAGUAUAGAAUAUGGUUUCUAGUCAGGCAUGCCAUUAGAUGACUAUUCAGUCUCCCUGUCCUCUCCUGGCACCGUAAGAGAUGCCAGUCUAAAGCGAGUACAUACAGAAGUUUUGUAGUAACUAGUUAUGUAGUUAGUGUUGAUAGCUUCAAUAUUAGAGUUCUUUUGGUACAGGGAAAUUUCUGUGUGGGUAAGAUUCAUUAAAUGUAUACUAGAAUUUCGUAUACAAUUGUUGUUGCUAACAUUUGGUUUAAUUUGGAACGUUCUCACUGAAAUGCUGAUACAAAUUAGAAAUUAAAAUCCACAAUAUUCAGAUAUAGAAGUAUAUGAAAGUCGGAGAACUUUGUCCAGACUGCAAGAGAUUGUUAUUUUCAUAUUCUCAGGUUAAUUCUCAUAUUAUUGUGUAAGUUAAUUUGUAUAGUGUGUUUACAAUCAUUUUAUAUAACCUUUUAAGAAACCAUUGAUAUAAACUUCAAUUGUGAAUUGUAAUGGUGUGAUAUGGUGUUACUUCCCUUGUAUAUAAAACCUUCACACAAUCAAUGAUAUGUACAGAUUUCCUCAUAUUUAUGUAAAUAACAAUGAAAUUAAUAAAUUUUGUACAUACAGA